AUGCUGCGCGCCAACGCGGACGCGUCCGGGCAUCAGAUCUUUGCUGCGGAGGAGGACAUCAUACUGCGGGAGCUGGAGAUCACGGACCUGUUCCUCCACAACACCGGCGCGCUCCCCGAGCCGCUCGCCGCCGGCGGCGCCCGCGCGCUCGCCGCGGCCACGCUGCAGCUGACCAACGUCCUCGCGGCCGGGUCCCCCUUCAGGACGCUCCAGAUUCUGAAGCGUCACCCGGGCCUGCUGCGGCUGACGCCCAGGGACAUUGGGGCGCGCGUCCUGGCUCUGAAGCUGCUGCUGCCCUCCUGCAACGUGGGGGACCUGCUGUACCAGAAGCCGGCCCUGCUGCUCAUGGACGACCUCUGCAAACAGGCGAGCGGCGGGCAGGCGCCAAACGCUGGCAGCCGCUCGCGGCCACGCGGCGGGCGCAUGGGCAGGGACGCGUGCGGUGGGCUCGGCCGUGCGAGGCAGGGUGUUGUGGCGCUGGCUGCGCGGCGGCGCCGCGAGUCUUCGCUGGCACCCGCGCUGCCCUGA
Molecule: messenger RNA, 528 nt
Organism: Monoraphidium neglectum
Lineage: Eukaryota; Viridiplantae; Chlorophyta; Chlorophyceae; Sphaeropleales; Selenastraceae
Exons: 2
Coding region: 1-528 (175 amino acids)
Source: RefSeq, a predicted model, not a curated record